UAAAACUAUUAAAUAUUUAAUCAAGUCAGUACUUAUUCCUUAAUUUAAAAUGCUAAACAUGACUGGUUUUCAUCCUUGUCAGUGGCAACACCUCAGCAAUGCAUCUCGCGUCCUGCACCCCACACCCAAAAAAACCGGAUUGCAGCUGUCAUUUAUUUGCAAAGUUUUUGUGUUUGUAUGUUUUCGCAACAUUUAGACGCCGAUUUACGCGUAUUUAAAUCCAAGAGUACAAAUAAAUUUUAACAAUUUACAAUUUAGUAAUGGGUUCCGAAGAUGUGAAAGAAAAUGCUGAAGUUCAAGUAUCGAUUGAAACAAAUACUGGGGAACCACCACCAGUGCCACCACAAACAAUAUCAUCUCCUGUAGCCGAUGCAGAAAAUCCAUCAAAUGUCGCUUUAAAUUCGCUAGGGGCAAGCGAAGAAUCCGAUGAAGAUAAAGAUGAGACUGGAAGUGUUGGAAGCACGGCUACAACAACAACAUCACGUAGUAAAUCCCCUGGUAAUAGAAAGGCAUUGCAAUCUCGCAAAAAGGCAAAGAAAAUAGUUAAACCAUUGUACAAGUACACGUGCCAUCUUCGUGAAGAUCACGGACAGCCGUUGUUUGGUGCACAGUUCAAUCACCAUCUCAGUAAGGAGCAAGCCAUUUUCGCAUCAGUAGGAAAGGACCGCAUUUCAAUUUAUGAGUGUCCCCGUGAUAGCGAAAGCACUGAUAUUGAAGUGUUUGGCAUAAAGUUGUUGCAAUGUUAUGCAGAUCCAGACCCCGACGAAAACUUUUACACUUGUGCUUGGUCUUACGACCCUGAGAAUGGCGACCCCAUACUUGCUGCAGCUGGUUAUCGCGGUGUUAUACGCAUCUUCAAUCCUUCGAAAAAUCUUUGCUCUAAACAUUACAUUGGCCAUGGUCAUGCUAUCAAUGAGUUGAAAUUUCACCCAAAACUGCCACAGAUGUUGCUUUCCGGCAGUAAAGAUCACUCGCUGCGUCUCUGGAAUAUACAAACGGAUGUGUGUGUGGCAAUAUUUGGCGGCGUAGAAGGACAUCGUGACGAAGUGCUUUCACUUGAUUUCGACUUGCGCGGUGAUCGCAUCAUGUCCAGUGGUAUGGAUCAUUCGUUGAAAUUGUGGCGCUUGGACAAGCCAGCAAUAAAGGACGCAAUUGAAAAUAGUUGCUCAUUUAAUACAACCAAAAAUGCUACACCGUUUCCCACAAUCAAAGAGCAUUUCCCCGACUUCUCCACACGAGACAUUCACCGAAAUUACGUGGAUUGUGUGCAAUGGUUCGGGGACUUUGUUCUCUCCAAGUCUUGUGAGAAUUCGAUUGUAUGUUGGAAGCCAGGAAAACUUGAACAGACUGAUAUAAAAUCCCAAGAUUCUACUACAACUAUUAUACACCAUUUCGAUUAUAAAGAAUGUGAAAUAUGGUUUGUACGCUUUGCAUUUAACUUUUGGCAAAAAGUUUUAGCUUUGGGGAACCAACAAGGAAAAACCUAUGUAUGGGAGUUGGAUAAUUCAGAUCCGAAUUUAACUAAAAACAGCACUUUAAUCCACCCUAAGUGUACCAGUGCUAUAAGACAAGCUUCAUUCUCCAAGGAUGGUAAUGUUUUAAUAUGCGUUUGCGAUGAUGGUACGAUUUGGCGAUGGGAUCGUACAAAUUAGACUUACUACAUAGAUUAAUACAGAAUAGUCCAUACACCUUAUACAUACGAAUGAAUGGACGGUUUUUCUUAAACCAGUAAUUAGUCUAUAAUUCAAACCAAGUUUGUCGUUUGAUGGAAUCAAUCUCAGAUAUUCUCUUCAAUUGUAUAGCUAGAAAUGUGCAUUAAUCCCAUGAUUCAUCUACAUACUUAUCCAUUUACAUAUAUAGUAAUCAUACAUUAAGUCUACACAUUUACAUUAUAAAAGU
Messenger RNA from Rhagoletis zephyria (snowberry fruit fly), 1899 nucleotides. It is a transcript of the gene escl, whose product is annotated as embryonic ectoderm development protein escl. The record is from RefSeq and is a predicted model, not a curated record. NCBI's taxonomy places the organism in Eukaryota, Metazoa, Arthropoda, Insecta, Diptera, Tephritidae. Gene Ontology annotation, molecular function: protein binding.